Messenger RNA from Thecamonas trahens ATCC 50062, 1319 nucleotides. RefSeq lists its product as uncharacterized. The transcript is spliced from 2 exons. NCBI's taxonomy places the organism in Eukaryota, Apusomonadida, Apusomonadidae. The record is from RefSeq and is a predicted model, not a curated record. Bases 1 to 1128 code for a protein of 375 amino acids. Gene Ontology annotation, molecular function: calcium ion binding; mRNA binding.
AUGAGUGCACAGGGCGCGCUGGGUGGGGCGGCGCUAGCGGCGGCAGCGCUGCGCAAGUCGGUGCCCAAGGACCCGCGGUUCAUGACCCAUGCAGACAUCCUGGAGGACACACGGCUGCCGUACGACGACAGGGAAGCCCUGGGACUGACCGAUGUCGACAAGGCCGAGCAUAAGCGCCUGCUCAAGGAGAUGUACAAGGAGCUGAGGAAUCUCCGAGGGACCAUCAAGGAUGAGAUCCGACGGGAGACGAUGGCAGAAGCGUUCAUUCGACGGUACGACUCCAAUGCGGACGGGCUCAUGUCGUUUGACGAGUUUGUGACUUGCGUCAACGAUCGCAUGACCGAGCUCGAGUUGGAGCAGUACAUGCCGAGUGAGGACGAGCUGCGGAUCUCGUUUAGCGAUCUCUCGCAGGAAGAGCCUGAGAUUGACAUCGAAGGCAUGACUCAGCUGGCGGAGAUUCUCCUCGACUUGGAGAUUAUGAAGAUCGAGUCCAGCAUCGAGCGGCUCAACCUACAGCUGGCUCUGACGGAUCCGUCCCGGUUCCGCAAGGCCUCGGACCAGGCGUACAGGGAGGUGGACAUCGACGGGAACGGGACCAUCGACAUUGACGAGUUCAAGAAGGUUGUUAGCCGCAUCUCGUCGGCAUUGGGCAUGGACAUGCCUGCGAACAGGUUCAUCCGUGCCGCCUUUCGCUUCUAUGACACCGGCGAGGACGGGUAUGUCGACCGGCUUGAGUUCAAGGCUUUCUGCAAGCUAGUCUUCCAUCUCUCGCUUCGCCAUCUCCUCGAGCUACCGGUCUCGUGGGAGGGCCUUCCGGCCGAGCGUCUCUCGUCGGAGACGUCCGGCGGUGACGACAACAUCGGCGUCCUCCACCGCCGCUACAUGCCCACACUCUCGCGCUCGCUCGACUCGUGCUCGUCCAGCUCGAGCUCGAGUUACGGCUCCAGCUCUAGCUCUAGUUCGUCAUCAUCGUCGUCGCUGUCUUCGUCCAGCCGCGGAAAUUCAUCGAGUUCAUCGCUGCUCGGUGCAUCGGUUUUGUCGUCGUCGUCGUCAUCAUCGUCGUCACAGCUCGGCUCGUCGUCGUCAUCGUCAUCAUCAUCAUCAUCAUCGUCGUCGUCGUCGUCGUGACGGCGAUCGCCAUGAUAUUGCAUUUACUUUUGUGGGCAUAGAGCGAGCCAGAGCCUGCUGACGAGCAGACCAACGAGCGGCCGCCGUCGAGCGGGACAAGGGCGCCGGUCAUCCACUUGGCCUUUGGCGAAGCCAUGAACAGCAUGAGCUCGGCCACGUCCUCGGGCUCGCCAGUAAAGCCGAGCGGAUGG